Populus trichocarpa (black cottonwood) is the source of this 3763-nucleotide messenger RNA. RefSeq lists its product as uncharacterized. Lineage: Eukaryota; Viridiplantae; Streptophyta; Magnoliopsida; Malpighiales; Salicaceae. The record is from RefSeq and is a predicted model, not a curated record. The coding region runs from base 155 to 3763 and encodes 1202 amino acids. The transcript has 4 exons.
CUUUAUUCCCCCCAUCAAGACCAAACGUGCUUUCUUCCAUGUUAAGCUUCCAAUAUUCACAAUCUCUCCACUACUCUUCACUCUUCAUAGCAAGACCACAUCACUAAUUCAAUACACAGUGCUUUGUGUAUUGAAUCCAUUGGUUUUCGUUGCAAUGGCGAGUCCGAGAGAACACAUAGAGCACAUUAGAAAAACAACAUUCUCAAUAGGAGGAGAAAAGAACCCUUUGGCUCCUAUGCUUGAUCAGGCUGUCAAGUAUCUCUCUGCCGAGCUCUACACUAAAGAUGUCCACUUUCUCAUGGAGCUCAUUCAGAAUGCGGAGGACAAUGAUUACUUGGAAGGUGUAGAUUACUUGGAAGGUGUAGACCCUUCGCUCGAGUUCGUCAUAACAUCUCGUGAUAUAACAGCCACCGGUGCACCAGCCACUUUGCUGAUCUUCAAUAGCGAGAAGGGUUUUUCUGCUAAAAACAUAGAGUCGAUUUGCAGUGUCGGGAAUUCCACUAAGAAAGGCAACAGGAAACGUGGUUAUAUUGGGGAGAAAGGAAUUGGGUUCAAGAGUGUGUUUCUGAUCACUCCCCAGCCUUUCAUAUUCAGCAACGGCUAUCAGAUACGCUUCAAUGAAAAGCCUUGCCCCCACUGCAAUCUUGGAUACGUUGUUCCUGAAUGGGUUGAGGAGAAUCCAUCUCUUUCUGACAUUAAACAAAUAUACGGUUCCAAUUCAACUCUUCCGACAACAACAAUAGUCUUGCCCCUGAAACCUAACAAGGUGAAGCCUGUGAAGCAGCAGCUGUCCAGCAUUCAUCCUGAAGUGCUUUUAUUUCUUUCGAAGAUUAAAAGCCUUUCUGUCAGGGAACAGAACGAGGAUCCCAGGCUCAAUACAGUGAGUGCAAUAGCUAUUACAAAAAGAACUAAUUUCAGGGCUAGGGAGAGCAUGGAUGCCGAGUCCUACACACUCCAUCUGUCUGCGGAGGAAAACAAUACUGAUGAGCAAGACAGAGAAUGCAGCUAUUCUGUGUGGAAACAGAAGUUUCCAGUGAAAAAAAAAAACAAAAUCGAGAAGAGAAUGGGAGUGAAAGAUUGGGUAAUCACUCUGGCUUUUCCUAAUGGAAAGCGUCUCCGUCGAGGAAGGAGCUUGCCUGGAAUCUAUGCAUUUCUUCCUACGGAGAUGGUCACAAAUUUGCCCUUCAUAAUUCAAGCAGAUUUUAUUCUGGCAUCAUCUAGGGAAACAAUACUUUUGGAUGACAAUUGGAAUCAAGGAAUUCUUGAUUGCGUUCCGCUUGCUUUUAUUAAUGCAUUAGUCUCGUUAGUCAAAAUGAGAGAAGAUGCACCGGUGUCUAGUCUGCCUCGCUUGUUCCAGUUCUUGCCAAUCAAGAGUUCUCACUAUCCAACACUUAAUGCUGUGAGUGAAUCAAUCAAAGUAAAGCUGGCUGAAGAAGAAAUUGUUCCAAGUGAGCCUUUCACAGACCAGAAGUUCUUCCACAAACCAUCAGAAAUUGGUCGAAUAAUGCCUGCAUUCUGGAGUGUGUUGAACAAGGCAAGGAAGGAAGGGGUGAGAUUUGAUAAUCCUUCAUCCCAUGGCUGGCAUGUUCUGAGCUCUCACUUUGAUAAACCUGAGUAUGAUCAUAUACUUGAUUUCUUGGGUGUGGGACAUGUGAACAAUGAAUGGUAUGCAAGGUGCAUUCGGAGUUCUAAUCUCUUAAUGGGAGUCUCAGAAGAUGUUUAUCUGCAAAUUCUUCUUUUUGUGGCCAAUAAUUGGCGUACGAAGUUUUGCACCACCACGAUGGGCGACAUUCCACUCAUAAAAUAUGUAGAUCGUGAUGGUAGUGUGUCUUUGUGCAGCAUCAACGAAUCAGCUCAGAAGAACAGUGGGAGGUUGUUGUGUCGAUCACAUGAAACUCAUUAUACAUCUUGGUUGAUUGAUUGGAACAAGGAAUUUGGAUUUGUUGGAAAUAGAUUUUUCCUGCCGAAAAGUACACAGGAAGCCAUCUAUUCAUUUUCUAAGAAGGAGGCCAUCCUGCAAUGGCUUCGAGUUGAGGUGAAAGUUUCUGAGAUAAAGUUACAUGUGCCCGACCCUGGUGCUUAUAGAUGUCCAAGAAACUGCAUCCUGUAUGGUCCUGAAUGGGAGUCAAUCCUUGCAAUUACUCUCCUUCCGUUCAUUGAUGAUAGUGACAAGUUCUACGAGAAGGGUAUUCGUGAAUAUGAAAAGGAGCUGAAGAAGAUGGGAGUUGUUGUUGAAUUUAAAGCUGGUGUGAAAUUUGUAGCUGCGGGUCUUUAUUUUCCUCUGAAUCCUUGUCACAUAACUUCUGAGAAUGUGUUCUCUUUGCUGGAGUGCAUCCGAAUCUUAUUGAAAGAGAAGGAUUACUCCUUUCCUGACACUUUUCUAAAAAAUGUUCGUCGAGAGUGGUUAAAAACCCAUGUUGGCUACAGGACUCCAGACAACUGUUGCUUGUUUGAUUCCAAAUGGGGUUUGUAUUUGAAGAGCACUGACGGACCUUUCAUUGAUGAAGUGUUUUAUGGAUCUAACAUCACAUCAUAUAGGGAAGAGCUGAGCUCUAUAGGAGUUACUGUUGAAGUGGAAGAGGCAUGCCCAUUGCUAGCCAGUAACUUAUAUCACCAUUCUGAUUUUUCCACUAUUGUUCGAAUAUUCAAAUUUUUGAGCAGAAAUGAGUGGAUGCCAGAAAGUGAUGCAACCAGAAAGAUUUGGAUUCCUGAUGGACACGAGAACGGUAAGUGGGUUAAUCCAGAAGAAUGUGUCCUGCGCAACAGAGAUGGUCUUUUUGGUCAGCAGUUUAAUUUUUUGGAGGAAUACUAUGAGCCGGACUUGCUUUGUUUCUUCUCCACUGCAUUUAAUGUCACUUCUUAUCCUUCUUUUGAUUCUCACUGCAAGCUUUGGGAGGUUUGGGAAACUUCAGGAUACCAAUUAUCACAUGCUCAGUGUUGUGCAUUCUGGGAGUGUGUUAUGAGUCAAUGGAGCUCAGAGGUUGAGACAACUCUUGCUGAUGGCUUAAUGAAACUGCCUGUUCAUUCUGGCUUUGGAGAAAUUUUGUUGUUAGACAAGAAUGAUGUUUUUGUAGCUGAUGACCUUCUUCUGAAGGAACUUUUUGAAAAGCUUUCUCCUCGCCCAGUACUUGUCUGGUAUCCUCAGCCGAGCUUGCCUUCUUUGCCCCGAAGUAAGUUGCUUGAAAUAUACAGGAAAAUCGGAGUUCGCACAAUUUCUGAAUCUGCACGGAAGGAAGAACUGUCCUUGGCACAUGGGGUGAAACUCAAACCGUUGAAUCCAAGAGUCCUUUUUAUAGGAAAAGAGAUGGUUCGCCUCAUUCUUGGCUUUUUAGCUGAUCCUUCUUUAAAAAUGCAAGUGAAAAAGAGGCAUGAAGCUGUUCAGUGCCUCCUCAACAUCACUGCCCUUGUGACUGCGGAGCCACAUACUGUAAGCUAUAGUCUAUCACUCUCUUCAGGGGAGAUUGUGAAAGUAAGAGCAAGUCGAAUGAUUCGUUGGGAUAGAAAGAGUUCAAAGAUUUAUACACAGAAGCCAGACAAGGCUGGUGGACCCAAAGUUCGCAUUGAAUAUGCCACUUAUUUAGCUGAAGCCAUAGCUGAGGGCGUGUUGUGGGAUAAAGAAGAUCAUAUAAGCGCACUCUCUGAGCUGAUCAAGUUGGCUGUCCUGGUCAGUUUCAAUGAAGAAGCAGUUCAGUUCUUAAUGAAGUCCAAGAAUUUGCAGAGUUUUGGGGAGGAUGAGGACUUCCUGUCUGCUGCUUUCCCUUAG